Molecule: messenger RNA, 2646 nt
Organism: Bombus pyrosoma
Lineage: Eukaryota; Metazoa; Arthropoda; Insecta; Hymenoptera; Apidae
Exons: 2
Source: RefSeq, a predicted model, not a curated record
UGUUUAUCUAAAAAUCAAUUAGGUGGUCAUAUUUCCAUAACACCACAGAUGAUACUUGCAGCGAUAAAAAGACUUCACUUACGUAAAGUUUAUAUUCCAUCGAAUCUCAUUAGCGAAUAUUUACGUGCUUCCUAUCCAGUUGAAAAUAAUGUAAGAAUGUUUACCGAAGAAUUGAAGAGAAAAUUGGAUUGUGCUGUACGUGUUGGAUUAAUAUUAAAACACGGAGAGGAUUUGUAUUAUUUACCUACUCUAAGGCAAAAAGCAAAUGCACUUAAACCAGCGUUCACUGCAUUUUGGGAGAUAUAUAAAAACUAUCCUAAAUUCCGUAUCUCAAAAGCUAGGAAUCAGAACAAAAAUCAUUCUACAUUAAAGAAACGAACUAAAAACAGGAAAUAUUCAAACAAUAAUGACAACCAUAAUAAAUAAAGACAUAAUGAAUUUUAAAUGAGACCUUAUUAUAUAGUAAUAAUAGUGGUAUAGUUUAUUUUCAACCUUCUGAUCAUAAAGGGAACUCGGUUUGCAAUUAUUUUUGCUAGUGCCUUGCAUUUUUAUUUAAUCAUCUAAAUACACAUUCAUACACUCACACACAAAACCUUAUUUUACUAUUACAAAUUUUCUUUUUUACUAUUACAAAUCUAUUGUCUAUCAUCUACCUAAUUGUUAUUGGGUCGCUCGAAAAAUUCGUUCCGAUUUUUAAGGACAAUUCAAACGCAGCACAUUUAAAUUUCGAAAUAGAUUUAUUGAAUUAUACAGGUACAAUUGUGUAAGUGCCAUUUUGUUCUACAACCUUUCUCAAUCUUUCACGUGACUUGAAUAUUAUACCCUCCUAGAACCUCUCACAUUUUUCGACGAAAAACUUUUCAAUAUGAUUUCUUACAUCGAUCAAAGAGUUAAAGUUUUUGCAAUAUCUGGUGAAUAUGGUGGGUAGGGUAGCACAUUCCAACCAAGCUCUAAUAGCUUUUGGGUUAAAGUUACAUUAAGUUACACUAACUUUACAUAAAGUUAAAGUUACAAGUUAAAGAUACAUGGGUCUCGCAUUGCUCUGAUGAAACACGACGUUCUUCCGAUUCACUAGUUCUGGACGUUUUUGUUCAAUUGCUGUCUUUAAUUCGUCUAAUUGCGAGCAAUACCUUUCCGAAUUUAUCGUCUGGUUGUUUGGUAGAUGCUUAUAAUAUAGAAUUCCUUUCCAGUUUCACCAGACACAGAGCAUAGCUUUCUUCAGAUGAAGACCGGGUUUUGGUAUGGCUAACACUAAACCUACUGUAACCACUUAAAUGAUCGUUUUUUAAAUUUCGUUUAGAAUUUUUUAUAUACAACGUUAUUGCACAGCCAUUUAGCUUCACGACUUUUCUUAUAAUAUACGUACAAUGAAUUUUUUAAUAUUCACUUCUUUUCUUAUUGUGUGUUUUCUGAGAAUAAUAUGUAAUCCGUCCUACCUAUUACGACUGGUCAUUUGACUGGUUAAACGAUUUAUAUUUUCUUGUAAUAGUAGUCUCUCUAAAACUCAAUUCUGAAACUGAAAGCGGAAGUAAACAGAGGCAUUUCGAAUGUUGGGAAUUAAAUGGGAUCUAUCUACUGCAAAAUUACAUGCAUAAUUUUUAAAACUAUAUGUUACGACCGUUCGCGGAGAGACGCGAUCGCGAGGAAAGCGCGUCAGCAAGAGGCAUAAAUUCUCGCUACGAUUCAGAUAAUCGACGCCGCGAAUUAGUCGUCGUUCCCCUGUUUCGGUUAAGAUAACAGAGGCGAUUUAAUGAGGUUAACACUGAAUUAACAAGGUUAACAAAAAAUGGUAUAUUGGACGAUACAUAAAACAAUAUAAUGAAACGCCACAAAUUAUUUUAAGGAUUAUGCAGUUAGUUUGAUACAAUAAUUCGACUCCACUUUACAGUAUUCCUUUAUGUAUUUGGUAGACUAGGCGACUUGGAUUUCGUUCGUAAGAUUCUCUUAGUGCAUUCCGUUCGGAUCCUCAAUCGAUACUGAUUGCCUUUCGAUGGGCCCUUUGUGUUCUAUGGGAGGCGAUCCCCACCAUGCUCGGGUCACGCCACCAAUCACGCCAUGAUUACGCGUGUCACCUUAUGAGUGCAUUUAAAAUAACGGAACGAAUAUUUAAAACUGAAUAUUUAUUAUAGAUUAACUACUUUAACAAGAUUUGCGCUUUAAUGAAAUUUAUUUAGACACUGAGAUAUAACUUAUAUGAGAUAUAACUAUAACUAACUAAAAAUCACUGAUAAGUUGUUAUAUUACUUAUCUAUGUGCUGAUAAAAUACAUUUGUAAAAUACAUUAUACUGCCCUUUAUAGGAAACAAAUGGAAAAACAAAAUAUUGACAUAUGAUCAAUUUUAUUAGCCUAUAAUAACAGAAAUUUAAAAUAAAAAAUAGAAUUGUGUAUUCAAUAGAAUGUGAAAUAUUCCAAGUAAUUUCUGAAAUAAUAACAAUAACGUUCAGCCUCCUGUCAUUGAAUUUUCUCCAGCAAUCAAUACACAGAUAUAAAUACUUAGAAACAUUAGUCAUAGAUAAAGUCAAGAUUCAAAAAGUCAAGCAUAAUUAAGUACGUGCUUAUUAGAGAAAUAAUAUUCAAAAUCAAUUUUUUUUAAACAAAGCCUUGUAUGAUAAAAUUUGAUUUCUAUUUCUUAUAAAUCAUACCCU